Molecule: messenger RNA, 2067 nt
Organism: Fraxinus pennsylvanica
Lineage: Eukaryota; Viridiplantae; Streptophyta; Magnoliopsida; Lamiales; Oleaceae
Source: the annotation of a GenBank genome assembly
AUGGUAAAUUCAGCAGCCCCGGCCUCGUAUAUAGGGUGGGAGGAGGUGGUGGUUCCAGGCGAGAACGUACGGCGAGAGGUCCAUUAUUAUUUAAAGCGGAACGACGGCGGCGGGCCGGAUCUGGUCGUCGUCGGGAAGGAGAAGUGCCCAAAGCGGAUGUAUUAUUAUGGGAUUAGAGAUAAGAAGUAUUUGCUUUCGUCCUUGAAGUAUUCUUCUCUCUUGAAGCUCAGGUCUAGAAGAGAGGUGUUUGAUUGGCUCAAUUCAAUCGUUCCAGAUGUAAGUCAGAAUCAUUUUUUUGAAGAAUUUGGUGGUUAUAUGGAAAACAGAGGUGCCCACAAGUUGGAUGCUGAUAUUAUUAAAGAUGUUCAAAUGCAGAAGCCAGGCCUGUAUACGAUGGAAUUUAUGUGGUUGGGGUCAUCGUGGACUUGCCGGAAAAGGCGGAAGCACUAUUUAUCAUUUUGCCGCAAUGGUAUUAAAAUAUCUGUUCAUGACUUUGUUUACGUAUUGGCCGAAGAAGAUAAACGACUCGUGGCUUACUUAGAUGAUAUGUAUGAAGAUUCCCGGGGCAACAAGUUGGUUGUGGUACGAUGGUUUCACAAAAUUGAUGAGGUUGGUUUUGAUUUGCCUCAUAACUAUAAUGACAGAGAGAUUUUCUUUUCUCUCUGUCUUCAAGAUCUCAGUAUCGAAUGCAUUGAUGGACUGGCAACAGUCCUCAGUCCAGAGCAUUACGAGAAAGUUUUGAAGGCAGAAACAACUUUUCAGUCAGUACCAUUCGUUUGCUGUAGACAGUUUGAUAAUGAUGAUAUCAAGCCAUUUGACAUAACACGACUUAAAGGUUACUGGAAACAGGAAAUACUUAGAAAUAUAUCUUCUUCUUCACCGUUUGGAACAUCUGAUGAUAAUAUUAAGGUAGAAGGAACUCUUAGUGAUGCGGUUGGAAGUAGAUCCAAGAAGAGACUUCGACAGUCUAAAGAUUGUGCGAUAUACUUGCAACCUGCCAAAAAAAGAGAGGUUGAUGCUAGCCCCAAAGAUGGCAGUGGUGGUUUCAUCAGUUCGGAAGGCUGCAAGAAAAUGGUCAGUCUGAAUGAAGGCUGCACUUCUGUCUCCUUAUCAUGGCAAUAUCCAAGAAUAUUAAUGCGUACGCAAUGUUUGACUAUUGGUUCUCCAGUUGAAGUGCUUUCUCAAGAUAGUGGCAUCAGAGGUUGCUGGUUCAGAGCUUUGAUCAUCAAAAGGCACAAAAAUAAGGUCAAAGUGCAGUAUCGAGAUAUCAAAGAUGCAACUAAUGAUGCAAAAAAUCUGGAGGAGUGGAUUUUGGCGUCUCGAUUAGCCAUGCCAGAUGAGUUAGGUAUUCGAUUUUGUGGAAGGACCAUUGUUAGACCUGUGUCCUCGUCUGAAAAGGGUAACAUUUCUUUGGUAGUAAAUGUUGGAAGCAUUGUUGAUGCUUGGUGGCAUGAUGGGUGGUGGGAAGGCAUUGUGAUGAAGAAAAAAAUGGAGGAUAAGCUGCAUGUUUAUUUACCAGGGGAAAAGCGAGAGAUGAUCUUCAGUCUAAAUGACUUGAGGCAUUCACAAGAAUGGAUUGAAAAUGGGUGGAAAGCUAUCAAGGAAAGGCCAGAGGUAGUCCCAAUAUUAUCUGGGCUCGAAAGAAAGCUAUGUGUUGGAACAUCCUCUGAUGUUAAUCCUGAUGCUGCUCCAUAUGUCGAUAGAGAUCUUGUUGAUACCAUUCAUGCUGAUGCUUUGGCUAUACAGAAACUAGUCGGAUGUGACAGCUCUAUGAUUAGCAGCGAUGAGAAGAAGCCAGAUGAGGCGGCAAGUGACCUCUCAAGUGAUGGUUUGCUCACUCAGUUAAAAUGGAUGUCUUAUGGAAAGAGAAGACGUGGUAGGGACCCCAUUCACAAAGUCCAUUAUGGUGGUAAUAGUAAUGAGAAGUACUCAGCAAUGGGGACUUUAAAGAGAUUCUUUGCCCCACCAUCUUUGAAAAUUGAUCCAGAAAAUUGUAAAUAUGUCAAUGAUACUCUCUUUAAUUCAUCUGUUGCGUCACCAGUGACAAGCUUGGUAAUGUCUAGGUGA